CUGCCAACUAUGCUGAAAUCAGAAUUGUUAAUCUUGUCCAAUAACUAACAAAAGCUUCAUUUGAGAACAAAUUAUUUCCAAAGUUUAAUCUUCUUUCACAUUGCUUUCAGGAGACUUUGACUUAUCUAUCCUGCAUCAUGCCAGUAGUCACAUCCAGCCUGUCCAGAGACCAGGAGAGGAACCUGCUGACCCUCUUCGGUCAUGUCCGACUCCACCUUCUCUACAAAGGGAGCGUCCACGGCUUCACUGCUGCUGCCUUCCACUGCCGCUGUGACCAGCAGGGUCCCACUGUGAUUGUGGCCUACAAUGCAGCGGGGUUUGUCUUUGGGGCUUACACAUCCAAGGACUACGCCCAGAGCGGACAGGAAGUCCACGAUGGGGAGGCCUUCCUGUACAGCAUGGCUCCUGAGAGAAAUAAACCACUGAGAGUGGGGGGUAUCAGUGGGCAGCGUGCCUUCACAGAUGGAGGCACUGGUCCAAAUUUUGGUGCGUUGGUUUUCUUGUGUGAGGACAGGCCUUUGGUGCAAUCCUUUCCGGGCACCUGCUUCAACUUCCAGGCAGCAGAGAUGCAUGGGGAGGACCUGGCCCUGACAGAGUUUGAGGUGUAUCGAGUUGAAGAACUAGGAAAUCUCCUGGAGAAGCCUUGGAGAAACAUCCAGUGGACGGCUGAAAAAAAACAACAAUUGAUGACGAGUAUCCAGAACUAUCUGCCUGACCUCAAAUCAGUGAAUCAAGUCCGCGUCCUGUUGGUGGGUCCUGUUGGGGCCGGCAAGUCGAGCUUUUUCAACUCCAUUAACUCAGCAUUUCGGGGCAACAUGACCUGCCAAGCCAUCACUGGCACAGCAGGGACAAGUGUGACCACUCAGUUUCGAGCCUACACCAUUAAGGCAGGAAGACGUGGUGCAAAUCUUCCUCUGAUCCUCUGUGACACAAUGGGGCUGGAGGAAGAUGCUGACAGCGGCUUGAACAUCGACGAUAUAGUCAGUAUCUUGAAAGGGCACACGAAGGAUCGCUACCAGUUUAGCACCUGUUCAUCAAUCCUAGAGGAUUCUCCAGGCUAUAAGAAGCACGUGACUCUGAAUGACACGAUUCACUGUGUGGCUUAUGUGAUAGAUACCUGCAAGGUGUCUCUUCUCAGCCAGAAAAUGCUGGACAAGUUCACUGCCAUCCGGAAGAAGACCAACCAGCUUGGAAUCCCUCAGAUUUUGUUGAUGACCAAAGUGGAUGAAGCCUGUCCUCUGGUGGCAAAAGAUUUGAAAAAUGUGUAUCAAAGUGUUUACAUCCAGAAGAAGGCACGCCAGUUGAGUGAGUCUUUGGGAAUCCCGUUAUCCUAUGUGCUGCCAGUGAAAAACUACAGCGAGGAGCUGGAACUGGAUCUGAACACCGACAUACUGCUGUUCAUGGUCUUGGACCAAAUUCUCAAUUAUGCAGACAACUUUUUUGAAAAUCAGAUUACAGAUGAUCAGGAUGAAACCAACGGGCCGGAGCUCUACAGAGCUGGCAAUUAUUCCCGCCAGGUAGAACACUGCGAAGCCAACAUUGUUUAAAAUGUACAAAUUAUUCCUCAGAGUUAAAGAUUUUGAUGAUUUAUGCUCUUAUCAAUCAAGGAGGUCUCUGAUUGACUGGAUGAGGGAGAUUGCUGCAAAGUCAAUGCAAUCUGUUGGGCCGGCUUUGAUACAUUUUCACCAUUUGGCGCUAUAAACUGAAACUGAGUUUUUUAGUACGACUUGAACAUAUUCAAUUGAUAUGAUUACAUCUUUCAGGACUCAGACAGGAGCAGACCUAUUUGUCCGGCAAAGUAGCUUGAGAUGUAAUAUAAACAAAAACUGAUUCAACCACAUAUUCCUUAUGCAAAAUGUCUAAGUCCUAAGAACCACGCUUUCCAUUGCAGCAACAACAAUGAGUCACCCAGCACCGCAAAAACUGAUCUAAAAAUAAGUAAAAUGUUCUUAAAGUUAGUGUAUUUGUCCUUGAUUUGAGCAGGUAAAUA
Messenger RNA from Fundulus heteroclitus (mummichog), 1990 nucleotides. RefSeq names its product interferon-induced protein 44-like. Gene Ontology annotation, molecular function: GTP binding. The record is from RefSeq and is a predicted model, not a curated record. The transcript has 7 exons. The coding region runs from base 138 to 1547 and encodes 469 amino acids. NCBI's taxonomy places the organism in Eukaryota, Metazoa, Chordata, Actinopteri, Cyprinodontiformes, Fundulidae.